CUCCAAUCAAGGCAACGUUUACCCCAAUUAUAAGUUAACAUUUCUCAUUCUAUCUUAAUUCCAUAUGUUAAUAAAUGCUAUAUCUUUCUUCUCAUAUUUUGUACUACGGUACUCAUUAAGCUUUGUUAAACAGUCUUGGUUAAAAGCAUAAAUGGAGGAAAAAUCCUCCAAACCAUAUGAAAAUGAAGGCGACCCUAAAUUCUCUGAUAUCUCUCUCAGGUUGUUAGAUCUUUCAGACAUCGACGAUUUCAUGGUGUGGGCUAGUGAUGGUAAAGUUGCUCGCUUUUGCAGAUGGGAACCUUACACUAGCAAAGAAGAAGGCAUGAGCUUUAUCAAAGACAAAGUUGCAACCCAUCCAUCGUUCAGGGCAAUUUGCAUCAACAACAGGCCAAUUGGUGCUAUCACAGUCACGCCAAAAUCCGGUCAUGAUAAGUGUAGAGGUGAGCUUGGAUAUGUUUUGGCCUCGAAUUACUGGGGCAAAGGGAUUGCUACACAGGCUGUGAAGAUGGUGGCUAAAACUAUAUUUGAUGAAUGGCCACAUUUGGAGAGGCUGGAGGCUCUUGUAGACGUUGAAAAUGUGGGCUCACAAAGGGUGCUAGAGAAGGCUGGAUUCAAGAAAGAAGGUGUUCUUAGAAAGUAUUUGAUUCAAAAGGGAAGCACUCGAGACAUGGUCAUGUUUAGUCUUCUCUCCACUGAUCCUAAAACUUAAUCAUCUGUACAAAAUUUAGUUUGUGUAAUAUUCACUGUAGUUUGUUUUCUUUUAGCUGUUAUUUGUAUUCAUAAACAGAUCA
Messenger RNA from Pistacia vera, 791 nucleotides. RefSeq lists its product as uncharacterized. The coding region runs from base 152 to 709 and encodes 185 amino acids. Gene Ontology annotation, molecular function: acyltransferase activity, transferring groups other than amino-acyl groups. The transcript has a single exon. The record is from RefSeq and is a predicted model, not a curated record. Lineage: Eukaryota; Viridiplantae; Streptophyta; Magnoliopsida; Sapindales; Anacardiaceae.